AUGAAACUCGCAAUCACCGUUUUAUCAUCGAUAUUGGCUGUCUGCUCAAUCACAGUCGCCAACCCGAUUCUUACUACUGCUACCACAAGUACUGAAUCUAGCACUUCAACAGUCAUUCCCAGCUCGACUACAAGUGCUGAAUCUACUCCUACUCCAAUUUUUGAUCCAAAAGAAGUCAACUGUGACCCAUUUUCGUCGAACGAAGUAGUUAUGAUUCAAACCUACGCAAGAGAUAGAAUGUUUGCAAAAAAAGUAGGUAAAGAGCUUAAUGAAAAAGAAUCGGAGGCUAUAGCUCAAAGAAAUUUGAUAGUUCGACUGAAAAGACGCCUUGAAGAUUUGAAAAGUAAACCUUGGGAAAACGGUGGCGCUUCAAAUUAUGGAGAAACGGUUGAAAACCUUGAGAAUGAGAUUAGUCGUCAGAUUACCGUUUAUGAAGGUCUCAAAAAACAAUCGGAUAAUCUCGAUUCGAUUUGCUUUGAUGUGGGUCACAGGGUGACCGAUUCUGAGACACAACUUAUGAAUCUUUCGCCGAGGUAUCGUAUAAAUACAGGACCACGCCAUGAGAAUAUGACACUUGAAGUAUUCCUUCCUGGAUUUACAAAGUGCGUUGUUGAAGUAAACAGUGUGUUACUAGAUAUAAUUGCAAAACAUGGAUUCAAAGGACUUUUCCCAAAGCCCGAGACCGAUAGUUCUGAACCCGAGACCGAAGAAAGUCCUGAACCCGAGACCGAAGAAAGUCCUGAAUCUGAUGAAGUUUUUUCAAACGAGGAUGCGACCGAGCAACAAAAUCUUGACGACUUCAAGGAAGAGUAUGUGGAUGGGCGAGAUCUUCAAAACCAUGAGGAGGUGGAUGAGCAAGAUCUCGAAAACCAUGAGGAGGUGGAUGAGCAAGAUCUUGAAAACCAUGAGGAGGUGGAUGAGCAACAAGCUUCCGAUUCUCAACAACAAAUUCCCGAUGCUCAGCAAUAA
Molecule: messenger RNA, 969 nt
Organism: Batrachochytrium dendrobatidis JAM81
Lineage: Eukaryota; Fungi; Chytridiomycota; Chytridiomycetes; Rhizophydiales
Exons: 1
Coding region: 1-969 (322 amino acids)
Source: RefSeq, a predicted model, not a curated record